AGAGUUAAUGUUUCGGCUGGAACGGCCCUUCCUCGGAACUGGACCACACUCGGGGCAUUUUGGAAAUGGAUGAAAGCAGUAUAAAGCCGCAGGCAGUGGGUUUUGUGGGGAAUGCUUUGGGCUAUAUUUGCAUCAAUCAAUAGCACAGAGCAGCGCCAGGAAUGCUGGAGAAACUGAAAACAAAAAGUGAGCCUUCUUCAAACGUUAACUCUGUGUUUCCCUCUGGACAGAAGGUGCCGGCCGUGCUGAGUUUCAGUUUGGGUUGGUGUGCAGUUAGCUCUCCCCCUGGUUGGAGCAGGAGGCAGGGAGGGCUGCGUCCGCUUCCUGCUCUGUGCUGGCAGCGUGCCGCUGUUGCCUGGAGACAGUUUGUUACACCGGCCCAGCUGAUGGUGACUGGAGACCAGCUCCCAGGGGUGGAGCGGGUAGGGGGAAUGCUGUGUUCACCACAACUCACUCCAGCAGAGAGACAGAGAGAGAGAGAGAGAGUUCCCACUCGGCUUGUUAUUUCCCAGGCAAACCUCGGUGAAACCAUGGCUUCUAGGAGUGCCGGGACCCUCAUAACUAACUACAAUGCGACAUACAUUCCUCCUGCCUUAAUGCCAGGAUACCGUGGUUAUGUCCCGACCAUAAAUUUUACAUAUGGUGAUACUUAUGGAAAUGCUACCAGGAAGUACUUCCAAGAUUUCCGUCUCUCAGCUCUGAAUACAAGUCAGAGUCCUUACAGCAAAGGAGGGCAAUUUCCAACAGUUUACUCCAAUGACCCCACUCUUGUAAUAGCGGAUCGGUCUCACAACUGGAAUAGAUGGUUAUUCGGUCCCAAAUGGUCCAGGUAUGAUGUGGAUUUUGACAGAAAUGAAGAAUUGAAAAAGUUUGAUAAGUUAGCCCAACAACACCGGGAGAACUACAAGGAUAAGACAGGCACUAUACCCAGAGUUGAUCAUUUUGUGAUGGCUGGAACAGAGGUGGACAAAUUCCCUUGUUUACCGAAUAUCCAAAGAAACAAAGAUUUGUGUCCUUCCCCGGACUAUAUGGCUUGGCCACGUGAAUAUUUGGAAAAACUUUGCAAAGAUAAUUUGGAGGUUGCUCUGUGCAUCCCUUCGAAAGGACAGGCAGGGGGUGCUGUGGCUGCACUACCUUACCUUCACUGUCCAAAGCUGGAUGGUAGGAUGCUCUUCGGUGCUAAUGGGCCAACAUCACAAUUACGAUGCAGCCCCCAAAACAUCCCUGACUACCAAGCAGGAUAUGAUCGUAAAACAUUUUUGUGCGAGGACAAAUGAAUGAUUAUCUACAAACGAAACUUUACUAUGAAGCUGUUGGCUGGAUUGAAAUAAAGCAUG
This is a messenger RNA of Chiloscyllium plagiosum (whitespotted bambooshark), 1337 nucleotides long. RefSeq names its product ciliary microtubule inner protein 2C (gene cimip2c). NCBI's taxonomy places the organism in Eukaryota, Metazoa, Chordata, Chondrichthyes, Orectolobiformes, Hemiscylliidae. The record is from RefSeq and is a predicted model, not a curated record.